GCUGCUCAUCAGAAACAAUGUGGGUGUCAGUGAAGCUUGUGUCGUGUGCAGUGCUGCUGAUGCUCUUCACCUCAGGACUGUGUCAGAGCGACAGUCGGAGGGCGGUGUCGGAGCACCAGUUGAUGCAUGACCGCGGCCGCACUGUGCAGAGUCUGAAGCGGUUAAUCUGGCUCUCGUCGGCCAUCGAGGGUCUACACACAGCCCAGGCUCGAGGACUGGACCCGGGUUUGGAUCACGGACUCGGUCUGGACCAGGGACUCGGUCUGGACCAUGGUCUCGGUCUGGACUUGGAUCUGCGCCCGGAUACCGCCAACAUGGAGAGAAUGAAGAGUCUGCUGCGAGAGUUCUUCAAAUCAGUUAAACAAUGAAACAAAAGACUGAAGCGGAGAAUAGCGUUUAUAAAAUGAGCUCAGUG
Molecule: messenger RNA, 415 nt
Organism: Periophthalmus magnuspinnatus
Lineage: Eukaryota; Metazoa; Chordata; Actinopteri; Gobiiformes; Gobiidae
Gene: pth4
Product: parathyroid hormone 4
Exons: 3
Coding region: 18-368 (116 amino acids)
Biological process (GO): bone mineralization; adenylate cyclase-activating G protein-coupled receptor signaling pathway; regulation of chondrocyte differentiation
Cellular component (GO): extracellular region
Molecular function (GO): hormone activity; peptide hormone receptor binding
Source: RefSeq, a predicted model, not a curated record